Messenger RNA from Helianthus annuus (common sunflower), 3635 nucleotides. RefSeq names its product inositol hexakisphosphate and diphosphoinositol-pentakisphosphate kinase VIP2. Gene Ontology annotation, molecular function: ATP binding; 5-diphosphoinositol pentakisphosphate 1-kinase activity; diphosphoinositol pentakisphosphate kinase activity. The record is from RefSeq and is a predicted model, not a curated record. The transcript is spliced from 30 exons. Bases 192 to 3359 code for a protein of 1055 amino acids. Lineage: Eukaryota; Viridiplantae; Streptophyta; Magnoliopsida; Asterales; Asteraceae. Gene Ontology annotation, biological process: inositol metabolic process; inositol phosphate biosynthetic process.
UAUAUUCCAGAAUCACCCCUUAUCUUUGCAAAAAUAAAUCUUUCAGAUAUUCUUUAUAACUUGUAACACAACUUUUUUCCUUUAUUUGGCAUGUUUCCGUUACCGUAGUAAUCUUUCAUCCAACCUUGAUUCUCGCAUUUCCGAUAUUUUCAGUUACAAAACUUAAACCUAGAGAAACAAAACCAACAGAGAUGGUGAAAGGAAGGAAGAGUAAUGGCGGCAAGAAGAAGAAAGUGAUAGUCGGUGUUUGUGUAAUGGAAAAGAAGGUGAAAUGCGGCCCCGAGGUUUUCUCGGCUCCGAUGGGGCAAAUACUGGAGAGGCUGCAAGCGUUUGGUGAAUUUGAGAUAAUCUAUUUUGGGGACAGAGUUAUCCUGGAAGAACCUAUAGAAAGGUGGCCAAUAUGUGAUUGUUUGAUUGCUUUCCAUUCCUCUGGAUAUCCGCUUGAAAAAGCUGAAGCAUAUGCUGCACUAAGGAGACCGUUCCUUGUAAACGAACUGGAACCUCAGCACCUUCUUCAUGACCGAAGGAAAGUGUAUGAGUGCCUCGAAAUGUGUGGAAUCCCAGUCCCAAGAUACGCAGCUGUAAACAGGGACAAACCAUAUGAAGAUUUGGAAUAUUUUGUUGAGGAAGAAGAUUUUGUCGAGGUUCAUGGGCAGCGAUUUUGGAAGCCUUUUGUGGAGAAACCAGUUCAUGGUGAUGAUCACAGAAUAAUGAUAUAUUACCCCAGCUCAGCAGGGGGUGGCAUGAAAGAAUUGUUUCGCAAGGUUGGUAACAGAUCAAGUGAGUUCCAUCCAGAGGUCAGAAGAGUGAGACGUGACGGUUCUUAUAUAUACGAGGAGUUUAUGCCAACUGGAGGAACAGAUGUUAAGGUGUAUACAGUUGGUGCAGAGUAUGCACAUGCCGAGGCAAGAAAAUCCCCGGUUGUUGACGGUGUCGUGAUGCGAAAUCCAGAUGGCAAAGAAGUUAGGUAUCCUGUGCUUCUUACCCCAACUGAGAAGCAAAUGGCAAGAGAAGUUUGCAAUGCGUUUAGGCAAGGGGUGUGUGGAUUUGAUCUCCUGCGUUGUGAAGGCCGUUCAUAUGUUUGUGAUGUGAACGGUUGGAGCUUUGUUAAAAACUCCUACAAAUAUUACGAUGAUGCGGCUUGUGUGUUGAGAAAGUUGUUUCUAGACGCAAAAGCUCCCCAUCUUUCAACAACGAUUCCACCGGUUUUGCCAUGGAAGGUCAAUGAGCCAGCUCAGCCUUGUGAGGGGCUAACGCGUCAGGGAAGCGGGAUCAUCGGCUCGUUUGGACAGUCCGAGGAGCUACGUUGUGUGAUAGCUAUAAUUCGUCAUGGCGAUAGAACUGCAAAGCAAAAGGUAAAGUUGAAGGUCACUGAGGAAAAAUUGUUGAAUUUAAUGCUCAAGUACAAUGGGGGAAGACCUAGAGCUGAGACAAAACUCAAGAGUGCGGUACAAUUGCAAGACUUGUUAGAUGCUACACGGAUAUUAGUACCCCGUGCUAGACUUGGUCCUGGAAGUGAUAGUGAGGCGGAAGACAUUGAACAUGCAGAAAAGCUUCGUCAAGUUAAAGCAGUUCUUGAAGAGGGUGGUCAUUUCUCCGGCAUUUAUCGGAAGGUUCAGCUUAAACCACUCAAGUGGGUUAAAGUUGCGAAAGGUGAUACUGAAGAAGAACGCCCCAUUGAAGCCCUCAUGGUUCUCAAAUAUGGAGGUGUUCUUACACAUGCUGGCCGGAAACAGGCUGAAGAACUUGGCAGAUAUUUCCGCAACAAUAUGUAUCCAGGUGAAGGUACUGGACUGCUUCGUCUCCACAGUACAUACCGGCAUGACCUUAAGAUUUACAGCUCUGAUGAGGGCCGUGUACAGAUGUCGGCUGCUGCAUUUGCUAAGGGGCUUUUAGACUUAGAAGGACAAUUAACACCAAUAUUGGUUUCACUUGUUAGCAAGGACUCAUCAAUGUUAGACGGACUUGAUAAUGCAAGUAUUGAGAUGGAAGAAGCUAAGGCUAGAUUGAAUGAGUUGAUAACAUCCGGAGUUAAGGCGGCACAGGCAAAUGGAUCAUCUAAACAACCGUGGAUGGUUGACGGGGCUGGACUUCCACCGAACGCUUCCGAGCUUCUACCUACACUAGUGAAACUGACAAAAAAAGUUACAGAACAAGUAAGAUUACUAGCAAAAGACGAAGACGAGGAGCUUGCUGAGACCACCUCAUAUGACGUAAUUCCACCGUACGAUCAAGCAAGAGCACUUGGUAAAACUAAUAUAGAUAUCGAUCGAAUUGCUGCUGGAUUACCUUGUGGGAGUGAAGGCUUUCUUUUAAUGUAUGCACGCUGGAGAAAACUGGAACGUGAUUUGUAUAACGAACGCAAGGAUAGAUACGACAUAACGCAAAUUCCAGAUGUAUAUGACUCGUGCAAGUAUGAUCUUUUGCACAAUGCACAUCUAAAUAUAGAUGGUCUAGAUGAGCUCUUCAAAGUUGCUCAGUUGCUUGCUGAUGGUGUUAUUCCGAAUGAGUAUGGCAUCAAUCCCAUGCAGAAAUUGAAGAUAGGCUCCAAGAUUGCUAGACGCUUAUUGGGUAAAAUCUUGAUCGAUUUGAGAAAUACACGAGAAGAAGCCAUCAAUGUUGCAGAACUAAAGAAUCAAUGUCAAAGCUCAACAACCUCCAACAAGAAUGUGAAAGAACAUACAGAUCAUCAACCAAAAUCUAAGAAUGAAGAAUCAAGAAGAACUAGCUUCACUAGUGAUAAGUCAAUGGAUCAGGAUGAAGACGAGGAGAUAAAAUACCGUUUGGAUCCAAAAUAUGCUAAUGUGAAGACACCCGAGAGACACGUCCGAACCCGCCUUUACUUUACAUCGGAAUCUCACAUCCACUCAUUGAUGAAUGUUCUUCGUUACUCUAACUUAGAUGAAUCUCUUCAAGGGGAGGCCAGCCUCAUUUGCGACAAUGGUUUGGAACGCCUUUUGAAAACAAAGGAACUUGAUUACAUGAGUUAUAUCGUUUUAAGGAUGUUUGAAAAUACCGAGGUACAUUUGGAAGACCCCAAAAGGUUUCGUCUUGAGAUGACUUUUAGCCGCGGUGCAGAUUUAUCCCCCUUGGAGAAAACCGACACGGAGGCAGCUUCACUGCACCAGGAGCACACAUUGCCAAUAAUGGGUCCAGAAAGGCUGCAAGAAGUAGGGGCGUAUCUAACGCUCGAUAAAAUGGAGGAAAUGGUCCGUCCCUUUGCAAUGCCGGCAGAAGACUUCCCCCCGCCAUCCAUUCCUCAAGGGUUCUCGGGUUACUUUAAAAGUGCCGGGGUUUUGGAGCGUUUGGUAAACCUUUGGCCCUUUCACAAGCAUGCAAAUGGUAAUGCCAGUAAAUAAACAAGUUUCUGAAAACAAGAUAAACCAAAAUUUUGGGAGAACUUUGAAACAGUUGACGAGCUUUGUAUGAACCGAAGCUCCUGGCUUGUUUGACCCUUGUUCUAACAAGGUAGUUGUGGUUUCUCUGAAAUUUUUUUUUACAAGAUCAUCAAAUUAUAAGAUUUGGUGUUUUAGACACCUAGGCGUUGUAUUAAAAUUUUAUUAUUUACAUAUAAAAUGUAAUUUUUAGAAGUUUUGAAAUUAUUGUCAAAGUGUCUAUAAGGCCUUGCACUCUAA